This is a messenger RNA of Schistocerca serialis cubense, 558 nucleotides long. RefSeq names its product protein mono-ADP-ribosyltransferase PARP12-like. The transcript has a single exon. NCBI's taxonomy places the organism in Eukaryota, Metazoa, Arthropoda, Insecta, Orthoptera, Acrididae. The record is from RefSeq and is a predicted model, not a curated record. Gene Ontology annotation, molecular function: NAD+ poly-ADP-ribosyltransferase activity. The coding region runs from base 1 to 558 and encodes 185 amino acids.
AUGACAGAACUAGCACUGAAGCAUCUACAUCCAUGUUGGACAUUGACAUCUUUUGAUGAAGUUGAAGAGGAAGAAAUUGGUACAUUUGAAAGAUCACUUCUAACCUGUUCUAUGCCACAUAACUUGCGUGUCAGAUCUGUUGUGAAGGUUAUGAAUCCAUAUUUAUGGUGCUGUUAUCAGCUGAAAAAAGCAGAAUAUAUGAACCGAUAUGGCAGUGUUAGGGAAAUAACUCUGUAUCAUGCUACAAGUGAAAGUAACGUUGACUCUAUAAUUAAGAGCAACUUGGAUUGGAGACGCUCAUGGCGAAUCAAAUUUGGCCAAGGUGUUAGUUUCAGUCCAUCACCCAGUUAUGCCAAUACAUAUUGUAACAGGAGCAGUGGUAUUUAUAGAGCAAUGAUUGCUGUAAAGGUACUAGUUCACACUACUUCACUAGGUGGUAGUUCAACAAUAUUGCCCCCAAAAGGUAUUGAUACAACUGUUGGAAAUCGUGGGCAGGUUUAUGUUAAGUAUUGUGACAAUGAAUUUUACCCAGAACAUGUCAUUUACUAUACAAUCUGA